Ctenopharyngodon idella (grass carp) is the source of this 871-nucleotide messenger RNA. Its product is annotated as F-box/WD repeat-containing protein 10-like. The record is from RefSeq and is a predicted model, not a curated record. Bases 59 to 871 code for a protein of 270 amino acids. Lineage: Eukaryota; Metazoa; Chordata; Actinopteri; Cypriniformes; Xenocyprididae. The transcript has 4 exons.
CUGUUUUGUUUUUAAACCAACACAUUUAAAUGGAUCUGCACAUUUCUAGACUAUUAAGAUGACUGAAGUAAAAUGUUUAAGGGGAGAAGCUGGCGAUUCAGUGCUCAAAUGGUCUUGUAAAAAAGAGGAUGAGUUCAACAUUUGUGGACGCUGUCAGUCGUGUGUCCUCUCUGAGAAAUUGCACCACUACACCCAGUGGAUGAAUAAGGCUGGAGGAGCAUCUCAGAGGAGGUUCCUCACUGGCAUCCUAGUAAGGUGCCACAAUCUUCAAAUCCUGGAGGAUCUUCAGAGUGUUUUACAAGUGACAGCAGGGAAAGAUUUCACCUAUGCCAGGUCCAGAGCCCUGCCCAGCAAACCUGAGGACACCAAAUGGAGCAUGGAUGGAGCUCUGGACACAAAACUGCAUGGAAUGGACAUGUUGGAAACCUGGGAAUGGUUUAGGAAGAGCCCAGACUGGACCAAGUCCAAGUAUGUCCUGGGGCUCCUGUCUUUAUGUGACACCCCUCUUUUGCACAUGUUAGCAAAUUUGGUGCGUGUCUUGAUAGUUUGGGAGAAACACAACUUUCUACAGUUCAGCAAUACUGUUACAGAGUCACGCUUCUCCUACCAUUCAGAUGACCACCCGGAUCUGGAUCUUCUCAUCAAAGCAUGUACUUUAUAUGAGCCAGCUGAUCUGCCUCAAGAAGCUGACCAGGGCAUUCAAACAGAUGUCUUAAAACAGGAGUACUCAGAACAGAGGCUUUUGGAUAAGGUCUCGCUGUACAGCUGCAGGUGUGUGUCCAAGCACUGGCAAUGCCUAACUGAUGAGAUCUUUACUGAGAUGGAAGUAAAGAAGAGUGUUGAGAAACAGGCCAUGAUUCUGCAAUUCUGA